GAUCACGAUUACAGACAUGAUUCAAACUUUAUCCAGUUUGUGUGGACAGAUCGCUCUGUGUAUAUUCUGUGAAGUGAAUUAGUCAAAGCAAGUCCCAAACAACCGAUUAAAAAAAAACAAGAAAAGAGGAGGAGGAGGCGGCAGCAGCAGCUAGGUAAGUUGUUUCCUCUCAACCUUCCAUGUAAAAUCCCAGAAGGUCCAAAAAUGUGGAAAACGCGUACCAUUUAAUUAAAAGGUGAUCAUAUGCCCUACUUGAGUGUACUUAAUUUGAUUCAGCCCUACUGUACAAAUCAUACUUAGCCACCAAAAUUGAUUGUCCUUCAAUGAUAAAUUUUUCCAUGAGCAGAUAACCAAACUUUUCUAUAUAAGCACACACAUGGCUCUAAAGUUGAGUCCAAGGCAAUAGAAAAAAAUAAUAAUAAUUUCCCAAUUCAUCAUCUCAUUCUUUCUUUCCAAAUCAAACAAAGGCCAUGGCUAUCAACAGGUCUAUGUCCAUCUCCAAAAAUUAUAUGCUGUUGAAGCCAGAAGAGGUCCAACUCUUUGAUCUCAUUCGCAUCCUCUUCUUCCGUGACAUAGAGAAAAGGAACUUCGUGAACACUCCCGAAGGGGUUCAUGAUGAACCUUUCAUGCGUCGAUGGCUCAUCUUCGUGUCCAUCUUAGUUCAGAAGGGGCUGCAGACUGUAUCAGCACCUUUGGCGAGGUUCGGUAGCAAUCUAGAGAUGUGGCUAAACCUUCUGUCAAAUAACGGCAACUUCCUUAAGCUUGCGUGGAAUUUUUUACGCGGGAAAAUGGUAACACCAGAAAAGUCAUGGCCUACUUUCUUGUCAUUCAAUGGAAAGAUUGACGAUCGGGUUGAGUUAGACAAGAACAUUAAGCAUGGUGACAGCAGAUACUAUGGUGCAUUUUCUGUGAUGGCUGCUAAAAUAUCAUAUGAGAACAAAGAUUAUAUCAAAAAAACAGUGGAGGACCUCUGGAAGAUGGAAUUCUUGGGCUUCUAUGAUUUUUGGAAUGAAUUUCAAGAAAAAGCUACCACGCAAGCAUUUAUGCUUCGCGACAAAAAUGUUGAUCCAGAAAUGAUUGUUGUGGCCUUCAGAGGCACAGAAACCUUCGAUGCAGAUGCAUGGUGCACAGACUUUGACAUUUCUUGGUACGACUUUCCGGGCAUGGGCAAAGUGCAUGGUGGCUUCAUCAAAGCUCUAGGGUUGCAGAAAGAUGCAAGUUUGCCUGAUGAGAUCGAAAAAACCGAUGAUGAACACGCCACGGCUUACUAUUCCAUCAGGGAAAAGCUUAAAGAACUUCUGAAAACAAAUGAGAAAUCGAAGUUCAUAGUGACCGGUCACAGCUUGGGCGGUGCCCUAGCGAUUCUGUUUCCGGCAGUGUUGGCAUUGCAUAAGGAGGAAGAGUUGUUGAAGAGGUUGGAGGGUGUGUAUACAUUUGGACAACCAAGGGUAGGAGAUGAUGAAUUUGGGGAGUUCAUGAAAGAGCAAUUGAAGAACUACAGCAUACCAUAUUAUAGAUUUGUUUACUGUAAUGAUAUUGUGCCUAGGUUGCCAUAUGAUGACUCCACACUCACGUUUAAGCACUUUGGGACGUGCCUAUACUACAAUAGCUUCUAUAAAGGCGAGGUUGUUGAGGAAGAACCAAACAAGAAUUACUUCUCUCCAUUUGCCGCGAUACCGAAGAUGAUAAAUGCGUUCUGGGAGCUGAUAAGAAGCUUCAUCAUUCCAUACACGAAGGGACCGGACUACAAAGAAGGGGGUACUCUUCGAGUGCUCCGGUUAAUCGGACUGCUAAUUGCAGGUGUACCGGCUCAUUCAACCCAAGAAUACGUUAAUUGCACUCGGUUAGGAUCAGCAGACGUAUAUCUCCCAGUUCAUGAUGAUCAUGCCAAAAGCAACACGAAUUCAGAAGAACCCAAGAAUUUGUAACUCACUGUGUUUGGGUAUGAAUUAUUGAAACAAGCUUAUUGAAUUGAUUGAUAAUCGGAUCCAAAUUAUUUUUAUCAUUGGUACU
This is a messenger RNA of Cornus florida, 2013 nucleotides long. RefSeq names its product triacylglycerol lipase OBL1-like. Bases 471 to 1928 code for a protein of 485 amino acids. The transcript has 5 exons. The record is from RefSeq and is a predicted model, not a curated record. Gene Ontology annotation, molecular function: triacylglycerol lipase activity. NCBI's taxonomy places the organism in Eukaryota, Viridiplantae, Streptophyta, Magnoliopsida, Cornales, Cornaceae. Gene Ontology annotation, biological process: lipid metabolic process.